GGAUUUUUCUGGUCACCUUGUCUUGUCAUCAUUGUCACAAUCAUCUCAUCAUUAAUUCAUCAAAACCAAAACAAACAGUGAUCGGUUCGACUUCGGUUGUGGUUCCUUCAGUAAUCAAGCAAGACGGACACUGAGUUUUCUCGUUAGUGGUAUGCAAAUUAGCUUCGUCGCAACGCAACGUAGCAAAAGUGGACAAUAACAUUGCGGAAUUCACAUCACGGACCGAGAUUCGUCUGUGUAUGCUAGAACUAGUGCAUGUAUGCAGGUGUGUAGUGUCAAUAAUACAAUCGUAUUCGCCGCAGAAAAGUGUAAAGUAAAUAAAAAUGUAAUUAGCUCCUCGCUGGCAGCAGUAAACACCACCAGUGCAGUGCAUGCGAUAGUGGACUGUCGAACGUGUGGAGCAGCAAGAUGUCCCCUCCUUCGUUCCCCCUUGGUGGAUGUGUUGUGGUACCCAGCAGUUGCUUCUAUUACUAAAUGGCAGUGUUCGCUUAUCUGCUGCUCAGUGUUGGUGCCGACUUGCUAGACAUCGCCGACGUAUUCAUACGCUCCGGGGGUUCCAUAGUGGAAUGUAGAGAGCAUUUGCAGAGCAAACGUCGGGAUCAAUUAUUUCGUUACUACAUUGCCCAAUAUAGCAGUAGCAGCAGCACGAACGAGUUGGAGGUGAAAAUGUCUUCGGAAUCGUUGGAUAGCUGCGAUUUCGCUUACCACGAAUCUCCGACCUCGCCCGGGUCCAUUAGUUUGGAUAAGAGUUCAUCGACGGAGGUGGUUUAUACGCUGGAGAACAUCACGGAGGUAUCACCUGGUCUGAGCUUCGUCAUUAGUGGGAGUAUUUUGCUGACAUGCGAGCGGUUCUCAAUCAACUUGAUGCUGAAAAAUUCGGAUCUGGCGUUGCACUUUAAUCCGAGACUUCCGCAGAACUACAUCGUUAGGAAUUGUCGAGUGAAAGGGGUGUGGGGCAAAGAGGAAGUCGCCUCCCCCUUAUCGUUCAAUCUUCACCGGGGACAAAAGUUCAAGAUUCAAAUCCUGGUUACGGACAAGGAAUUUCUCAUGUGCGUCAAUGGUCGUCAUUUCAACACGUUCAAGCAUAGACUGCCUUACCGGAAGAUUUGCGCCCUGGAAGUCAAAGGGGACGUCAAGGAUGUCAACGUGGAGCAGGUUUAUGUCGAGACCUACCCGGAUAUCGCUCUAGAAGAAAUCCGUCAAAUUUCCAAAGAAAACUUUACUCUCCCGGAAAUCUCCGAUGCGCAUUACAAACUGAUGCCUUACACCGGUAGACUGGCGGAACCGUUCACGAACGGCAAAAAUCUACACAUACGGGGUCGCAUCAAGCUUCUACCCCAUUCCUUUUACGUAAAUCUCCAAAGCAAUCAUCGAGUUUGGCCACAUCCGAACAUCCCCUUCCAUCUGAACCCACGCUUUGGGAACGUCGGCGGAAAGCACGUUAUCUGUCGCAACUCGUGGCUCAAUGGGAAGUGGGACCGCGAAGAACGGUCGGAGAAUUUGACUGACUUUAUGCCUGGAAAAACUUUCCACCUGAAAAUUGCCUGCACCGAUGUUAGCUAUCAGGUUUACUUAAACGAGAAACUGAUAGCCGAAUUCAUAUUUAGAGACAACCCCAAGCUAGUGGAGACGGUCUACAUACAAGGUGAUAUAAAAGUGUUUGAUGUUACUUUAGAGUCGGCCUAUUAGUUAAGGUGAAAGACUUUGCGAAUCUUCGUCAUCGAUGAAUUUCAAUUAGAGAUACGUAUAGCUUUAAUAAGAACAAUAAAACUAUAGUCAAUACUUAUACAUUAUACA
Aedes albopictus (Asian tiger mosquito) is the source of this 1797-nucleotide messenger RNA. RefSeq names its product galectin-6. The transcript has a single exon. Lineage: Eukaryota; Metazoa; Arthropoda; Insecta; Diptera; Culicidae. Gene Ontology annotation, molecular function: carbohydrate binding. The record is from RefSeq and is a predicted model, not a curated record. Bases 475 to 1689 code for a protein of 404 amino acids.